Trichomycterus rosablanca is the source of this 2626-nucleotide messenger RNA. RefSeq names its product calcitonin receptor-like a (gene calcrla). Gene Ontology annotation, biological process: cell surface receptor signaling pathway; angiogenesis; adenylate cyclase-activating G protein-coupled receptor signaling pathway. Gene Ontology annotation, molecular function: calcitonin gene-related peptide receptor activity; calcitonin receptor activity; adrenomedullin receptor activity. NCBI's taxonomy places the organism in Eukaryota, Metazoa, Chordata, Actinopteri, Siluriformes, Trichomycteridae. Bases 1 to 1407 code for a protein of 468 amino acids. Gene Ontology annotation, cellular component: plasma membrane. The transcript is spliced from 12 exons. The record is from RefSeq and is a predicted model, not a curated record.
AUGCUGGAAAUAAGAAUCACCCGCCACUGGAUAGUUCCUCUGUUGCUGAUAGGAACUAUGACUGAGGUGGUGGUGUUGACUGAUACCAACGACACCGAGCAGCAGCAGCAGCAGAUUUUUCAGAAUAUAGGAAUCACCCGACACAAGAUUGUAACUGCACAGUUUGAAUGUUACCAAAAACUCAUGAAAGAGAACAACCAGGAGAGAAGAGCAGGUCCGAUGUGUAACCGAACAUGGGACGGGUGGCUGUGCUGGGAUGAUACGGAUGCUGGCAUCACCACUCAACAGCACUGCCCUGAUUACUAUCAGGACUUCGACCCUUCAGAAAUAGUCACAAAGAUCUGCAUGGAUGAUGGCCACUGGUUUGUCCAUCCAGAGAGCAACAGGACGUGGACCAAUUACACCAGGUGUAACGAGCGAGCUAAAGAGGGCAGAAUGACGGCUAUAAACUUGCUGUACUUGGCACUAAUUGGACAUGGAUUGUCUCUGAUCUCACUGUUUAUUUCACUCGGGAUCUUUUUACAUUUUAAAAGCUUGAGCUGUCAGAGGAUCACUCUGCACAAAAACCUCUUCUUAUCCUUCAUCCUCAACUCCAUCAUCACCAUCAUCUGGUUAACUGCUGUUGCCAACAACCAGGAACUUGUGCAGAGGAAUCCGACGAGCUGUAAAGUUUCACAGUUUAUCCACCUCUAUCUGUUUGGGUGUAAUUACUUUUGGAUGCUGUGUGAGGGGAUUUAUCUGCACACGCUCAUCGUCGUCGCUGUGUUCGCAGAGAAGCAGCACUUAAUGUGGUACUAUCUGCUCGGAUGGGGUUUCCCUCUGUUACCGGCUGUUAUCCAUGCCAUCGCCAGAAGUUAUUAUUAUAAUGAUAAUUGCUGGAUUAGUUCGAAUACGUCUCUGCUGUACAUCAUUCAUGGGCCGAUCUGUGCCGCACUGCUGGUGAAUUUGUUUUUUCUGCUGAACAUCGUGCGGGUCCUCAUCACCAAGCUGAAGGUGACGCACCAGGCCGAAUCGAGUCUCUACAUGAAGGCAGUGCGGGCGACUCUUAUUCUCGUCCCACUUCUGGGAAUUCAGUUCGUUCUCCUGCCGUAUAAACCAGGAGGACGUGUCCUUUCUGAGAUCUACGACUAUCUCAUGAACAUAUUAAUGCAUUAUCAGGGACUGCUGGUGGCCACCAUCUUCUGCUUCUUUAAUGGAGAGGUGCAGGGUGUAUUGCGGAGACACUGGAAUCAGUACCGGAUGCAGUUUGGCAGCGCUCGGGCUCAUUCAGAGGCACUCAGGUCCACGUCCUACACGGCUUCAUCAAUCACUGAAGUGCAGGGCUGCUACAGCAUCGAUGGUCACAGUGAACACUUAAACGGCAGGAACUGCCUGGAAAAUGAUAAAUCGGAGUAUUCCUUUAACUGAGGUUACUGCUGAUGGUAACAGGACUGUAUUCUGAUCGUUGCAAAGGGCGAAUGACUGCACUCGUACGUUUAACGUUUACCAGAGCUCUUUGCUUACGCAUGAAGGAUGAAGGAAGGUCUCUUGUUCUCACACUGCCUUAUAUUCUCACACAGUGCAUCCUAAAUAGACUCAGUGUUCUUUAAAAAAUUUACAAAGUAACUCUUUACAAUAAGGUUACAUUAAAACUGUCUUACGCUGUCCAUAAGUCACUGAUUAGCAGCAACUGAUGUUGUACAUUGAGCAUUUGCUUAGACACAGCAUCGGAUUUAGUAUUUACCGCUGUGAAAUAUUAACUUUACAUCUACUACACAGUAGUUUAUAAACUAAUUUAUUAACUAAACUAUAUGGCCAAAAAUAUGUGGUUGUGCGACUAUGAGUUUGGCAUCCCCUUCCAAAACCAUGAGCAAUAAUAGAUUCCAUUCCCCCCACAGCUUAAACCCAAUUCACUUCACCUGCUGCUUACUUAACAUGGUGCAACAUGGUGUAGUAUUUAAGUUCUUUACUUUUUGCCCCAUGGGUUUACUCCUGUAGUUUAACUUUGUGUAAAUUGUGGUAAUUUAAUUAACUGUAUAAAAGGAGUUAUUAGAUUAUUUAGAAGCUAAAUGCUUAAUACCUAAUUGAUCACUUUGCACCAACCAAGAUUAAAGAAUCACUCAUUCAUCCAGUUCAUCACUUAUCUACUUAGUUACAGCGUGCACAGUCAGUGAUGUAUGAAUAGCGUAAUGCACUGUUAAUGACAGCAAUUAUGUACUGUGUUUAGAAUAAAAAAUAUUCUGUAAAGUAUUUUCAGUAUUAUUGUAAAUAGUCAUUUUUAAAGUCGUUCUUACAUUUCUGUCUCAUUUGUAAGAUGCACCAACAUAUUAUAAACCCUGGUUUUAAUCAUAAGUUGGUUCUAGCCUGGAGAAGCUUUUGCUUAUAUAAAUAGGAUUUAAAUCCAUCCAUGUCUUCUUCUUUUGUUUGAAUCUGUACCCAUUUUUUAUGAAAUCAGGUUUAGCUGAAUCAGGAACAGACACUGAUGUUUAUAUACAGUAUAAAUAUAUGAUUAUGUAUGUGACUAUAUUUCCCGCUUGUGGGAAACAGCCAGUAUAAUUUUAUUGUACCCAGCAUAGUACUGUAUUAUGUAAAUUAAUGAUAAACUUUAUGCUGUUUAUGCUACAAUGUACAUGUAUUGUGUCUUUUA